AUGUUGGAUUAUUUCAAAAGAGAGAACUCAGGAGGAGAUGGCUUUGAGAAAUGUGCAGUGUACGAUGGUGCUUCAACCGUGAAUUUUGUUUUCCUGAUCUUAAUUUCAAUUGGGAUCAUAAUUAGUUAUAUUCCACAGUACCGAAGAAUCAUCAUCAAGAGAACUUCGGAAGGAUUAUCAACCAAUUUCUUAUUUUUGGGUUCCUGUUCAUCUAUUUUCACGUUAACCAAUAUCAUUUUAGUCAGUUCCAAGGCUAGACAUUGCUGUGCUAUUGGUGCAUUGGACACAUUUAACUGUAUCAAUUCCCAAUUGAAUUUGUUCCAGAUCGGCAUCCAAUGUACAUGUGCCAUUUUGAUUUUGGUUUUGGUUUUAGUAAUCACCAAACAUUCGAUCAAACAAGAUAAGGCUGAAUAUAAACGUAUUGAAAAUGUGGGGAAAUUGGUGGCGGCACAUGGUAUCAUUUCUCUUUUGCAAAUCACGAUUGGGUUUUCUACUAAUUCAACUGUUCUUUAUACCAUUGCCAAUAUCAAUGGAUUAUUAUCGGCUCUGUUGACGGUGAUUAAAUAUGUUCCACAGAUCUAUACAACAUAUAGACUCAAACAUCCUGGAACUUUAUCUAUCGGAAUGAUGUGUAUUCAGACCCCCGGAGGGUUUAUUUUUACAGCCACAUUAUAUUUUGCGAAAGGAUCGCAUUGGAGCUCAUGGGUCUCAUAUUUGGUUGCAGCUUUGUUGCAAGGAACCUUAUUACUUCUUUGCUUCUACUACGUUUAUUUCCGAGGUACUCUGGACAGUGGCGAAUCUGCUGAAGAGUUAGAAAGAGAAGCUAUAGAAAGAAUAAUCAAUGAAAACAGACACGAAGAGUUGGAACACGAAAGCUCAAAUGAGGAUGACCGCCUUUUAUAG
Messenger RNA from Candida tropicalis MYA-3404, 903 nucleotides. RefSeq lists its product as uncharacterized. Lineage: Eukaryota; Fungi; Ascomycota; Pichiomycetes; Serinales; Debaryomycetaceae. The coding region runs from base 1 to 903 and encodes 300 amino acids. The transcript has a single exon. The record is from RefSeq and is a predicted model, not a curated record.